This is a messenger RNA of Nematolebias whitei (Rio pearlfish), 1024 nucleotides long. RefSeq names its product abhydrolase domain containing 14A (gene abhd14a). The coding region runs from base 1 to 807 and encodes 268 amino acids. Lineage: Eukaryota; Metazoa; Chordata; Actinopteri; Cyprinodontiformes; Rivulidae. The transcript has 4 exons. Gene Ontology annotation, cellular component: cytoplasm. The record is from RefSeq and is a predicted model, not a curated record.
AUGAAUUUCUUCCGCAAUCGUCUUGUCGUUUUGAGCCUGGUGUUGUUGGCUACGUUGUUGCUGUACCUGCUUCUGCCGUCCAUUCGCCAGGGCAGCAUGGAGCCAUCCAUCACAGCUCAGAAAAUGGGGCUGAUGGCUACAGCUCCCCCCGGGGCUCAAACCAUCAAUGUGUCUAUUCGCACCGGACAACUACCUGGAGACCCUCCAUUGUUUUUCAGAGAAGCUUUACCAGUGGAUAGAGCUGGCCAGGAGAUCUUACCAAGGCUGCAGGUGGUUCUUCUGCAUGGCCAGGCCUUCACCUCCAAGACCUGGGAGGAAGUGGGAACCAUGGCCCUGCUAGCCACUAAUGGAUAUCAGGCCAUAGCAAUGGAUUUGCCAGGAUAUGGGAAAUCCCCUGACUCUGAGGCUCUGAAGACUGACCCAAGUCGGGUAGACCUCCUGUCAAGGUUCAUGGUGUCUUUGGGUGUCAGAGCAGCUGUGCUUUUGAGCCCCUCAAUGAGCGGACAUUAUUCCCUCCCUUUCCUCAUGAAGAACAGCGCACAGCUGCGUGGCUUCAUUCCUGUAGCGCCAGUCGGCACCCGGAGUUACUCUCCGCAGCAGUACAAAAAAAUUCAGACGCCCACUCUGAUUGUGUUCGGAGCUCUGGACACAAAUCUGGGUGCCCAGUCCCACAAGAACCUCAUACAACUUCCUAACCAUGAAGUGCUAAAGUUGGAAGGAGCUCGCCAUGCUUGCUACAUGGACAAACCGCACGAGUUUCACCAAGGGUUGAUUCAGUUCCUCAACAAGCUGAAGAAAGAUGUGUAGCAAAUGGAAAGAGAAGGUAGUGAGGAGGAAAACAAGCAAGGCAGCAAGGGUUUAAUUUGAUGUCAGGUUUGGCAAAAUGCUCUAAGGUUAGUGUUUUUCUCAUCACACGAUGAUGACAUGAGGGGAGGUUAAUUGGUUCAAUUAUUCAAAUGUUUCAUGACAUGACCUGAAAAUUAGAAACUAGCCUAACUCUGCUUCUCAGCUUUUUAUUAAAAUA